This is a messenger RNA of Homarus americanus (American lobster), 4864 nucleotides long. RefSeq names its product SREBP regulating gene protein-like. Gene Ontology annotation, biological process: positive regulation of SREBP signaling pathway. NCBI's taxonomy places the organism in Eukaryota, Metazoa, Arthropoda, Malacostraca, Decapoda, Nephropidae. The record is from RefSeq and is a predicted model, not a curated record. Bases 123 to 752 code for a protein of 209 amino acids. The transcript is spliced from 4 exons.
GACCAGACGUAAACAAACAAGAUGGCCUCAGCGUAACGUAGAGAUAGCAACAAGGAUCAUCCAGGUUAAUUGUGGGUUUUAUGGCCCUCACAGGAUGAUGGUGGCCCAGCUGCUGGUGUACCAUGAGAGAGGCGCCCCUCGAGAACAUGAUCACCGCCAAAAUAAUGAGGAUUUUGAGGAAUAAAGUAGUUUUAACGGUGUUAUUGUUGGUGGGAGUGGCCUACUGCUGUCUGUCUCUCUGGUCCGAGAACACUAUCGGUCCUGAUGAGAGCGAGGUGGAGGUUUCAGGAAGGGUCGAGUUCCACUGGGGUCCUGACUCUUCAAAUGGAACAUCUAAUGACAAGGUCACUACCUGUAGAAACUCAGUACAAGGGAAAGUACUCCUGGCCGACGAUCAAGGUUAUGUGUGUCAUAGAGUGGACCGCUUGAGCACUGGCUGUUGCAACAUUGCAGUUGAUACGACCCGCCGUUAUGCUUGUGACACUUGCAAUGCCCAUGGGUGUUGUGCUAUCUAUGAAUAUUGUGUGUCCUGCUGUCUGCAUCCUGAUAAGAAAUCAUUACUAAAGAAGGUUUUGGGUCAAAUUAGUGAGAACAGUCCACUGUACGCAUCAGUGUCUGACCACUUUGAGCUGUGCCUGGUGAAGUGUCGCACAUCUAGUCAGUCAGUGCAACACGAGACCCUCUACAUUGAUCCUCGAGCCAAGCACUGCUACAGCCAGGGCCCCCCACCACUCAGUAACAAUGAAACAUGAGGAAAAUAAGAUUGUGUAGUUUGGACACAUUAGGGGCAAUGUCAUUUUAAUAUGCUUCCCAAUACAAAACCCUUCACACAGACCCCAGGAGCUCAGCACUCCUACAGUCAGUUUCUCUGUCUCUCAGCAGCCAGAAGAAAAUGAGGUUGUGUAGUUGAAGGGUCUUGCUAUUUUAAAAUGCUUCCCAUUACCACCAUUGUUCAUAAUCCGUUUUUUACAGUUCAACUCGAUGAAAAAGUGUGGGAAUGGCUGUGGAAUGAUACUUAUGCAUAUAGUGUUAUGUAGAAAACAAAGAAUUUUCAUUAGAAAAUUUUUUCAGUUAUAGAAUUGGUUGCUAUUCAUUAAUAAUAAGAAAAAAUUAUAUAUUUAAUUGUCUUUUAUAUAACAAAAUAAAAAUAUUGCACAAUGAUACAAGAAAAACUAUUAGUUAAUAUUACUCUAUAUUAUACUUAUAGUAUCUAUAUUUUGAGAACUUCUUUAAAUUUCAUUGAUAGCUGUAUUUGACCAUACAACACGUGUGUGAAUUGAUGAAACUUUGGUAUAUUUUGUCUAUAUAUUAUGAGCAGCAAGCUUAUAUAAUGACAUAUACAGUAUAUAUAUUUAUAUACAGUAUGUGUACUGUAUUGUAGUAAUCAAUAUUUCAGCAAUUUUUUUCUAUAUCUCGGUGAAGUAUAGUGGCACGGUGGUACAGGUAGAAUUAUUUUUUCACAUAUCUUGGUUAUUGUCAGUAAGGUAUUGAAACUAAUUAUGCACCUUAAAUCUCUGCAUUAUCUCGCUUUGUUUUACUUAUGUCAAUCAGUACAGCAUCUCAAUCUUUCUAAGAGUUCUUGUCUCUGUUUACCGGCCUUACUUCAUUCCCUACUAUUUUAUGGGAGGACCAAGUACACCACACUUCAGUCAUAGGUUGUUGUACUGUACUGUACAAGUUUCCUUACCCCAUCUCAUCCUCUUAGUCAUUUCUUACAACAUGCAAGGAAUAUGGAGGUUUGAAGGGAGUCUAGGGUGGAGUAGUAGUGUGUUCCUUUAGCUAAGUCCCUCAGUACGAGUCCUCCCACACUCCUCUCAUCCACUGAAUUAUAAGUCCCUGGUCAUUCCAAGUUACAUAUUACAUACUCAAAGAUUUAACAUUGGCAUUUGAAUCACUUGACUUUUUUCUUGUAAUUCCUAAUCUCUUUUAUUUUACUUUUUAAUAAAAUAGGCAGUUUAUAUAUUGUAGAGAAUGUGUGCGUGCCCACUGUGUCGCCAGAUCUAGUUUCAUGUUUAAUUUUGCUUUUGACAUAAUCAAUGACUAGAAAAAUAACCAUGUUGAGUAUAAAAGUUUUGCUUACGUUCUUAAUUUAAAGUCAUACAAUUCAAAUCCACUUUUAUACGAGUCAUUUAAAAACAAAUAUAUUCCCCUUUGAGGAGUUAAAUCAAUGUAAUGUAGAAGACUUUGUUGUUGUUAGUUCAUACAUUAUUUGUUCUGCCUUGCACAGUUUAUAAGUUGGAAACCUUCUAAGGGAAUUCUUAUGGUAGUGUUGGGCCAUCACGCACACAGUGGGCACCUCCGUUGAUAAAAUAUAUUAAUAUGUACCCUGUAAUCUGCCUCUCUGGGGCUCAGACUCACAGCUUCUGGGUUUAGUGUCUUGAAUUUAACCAUACAAGUUGUAGAAAAUUUUCCAAUCAUGUUAUAAUUGUUUUACUGUAAGGUAUGUAUUCUAUAAUCCAUAUUAGAUGUUGUGACAGCUAAAUCUUGACCAAGUUUGAUGAAGCUGUACAGCAGAUUGUUAUUAUAAUACUGUUUUAGAGAGCAGGGAUGCAGCAGUUGGUCAGUAAGUACAGUAUAUUGAUACAGCUGUCACCACUGUUAACCUAUUUUAAACAUUCUGUACUGUAUUUAAUUUUUACUAAGUUAUUUUUAGUGUACUUUUAUCCUCUGACUUUUACAUAUUUUAACAUUUGACUUCAAUGGAAAUGAGUCACCAUUUUAUUUUUAGAUUUUAUCAUAUUAAUAAAUGCUUGAAUCAUAACAUAUUUUAAUGUACAGUAUAUUGAUUCAUUAAAGUAAAGAAUAGCAUCAGAACAGUGAUAUGCAGGUCUGAGGUUGGAAGAGUAAAGGAUUGGAGCCACAAUUGGUAACACCACUUAAAUUCAUAAUAACAUACAGUAGUAAUGUUUCUGGAGACCACUGACAGGAUUUUUGUUUUUGUUUUAAACUGAAGCAUGGAGCAGUAAAUGUUAUCAAGACAUAUAUUGUAGACACUCCUGUCUAUCAAUCAACCAUACUCUGCUCCCAGCUCAACAAGGUGUUAGAGCUGCACCAAUUAAUUUAAGUUAGAGAGACUCGGCUACAGGUAGAUAACAAGUGAGGAACAAACUGGUAGUGGACAGCAAAGGAAGAGAUAAGUUAGUAAAGUGAAUGUUUAUGACUGUGUUUACCUCUCUUCCCUAAUGUGAGGCUUUUUGAAAACAGAUAACAAAGUUCAGUGUGUACUGUAUACCAGUUUAUUCAUACAUACUGUACUAUGCUGUUGUGGUGAGUGCUGGAGUAUUGUACUUUAAUUUUAUUGUUAACCUCAAAAUUUGGCAGCAGUUAUUGUGUUCCGAACAGUUGUGACACCAGAUGAUGUAUUUAGUGGAUGUUCAGUUGUAUUGAAAGUAAAUUUUAGAGAAUAAUUGUGUCGCCUGUAGCUCGUACCACCACUUAAAAGAGGCUGUCCCAUAUAAAAUUUCUGAAAAAAAUUCCUGUUUCUUACAGCUCCUGAAAACUUCACUUGUCAAAGGCUCAACAGCAGUACUUUAAGAAUGUGCAAAAAAAAAAAAAAAACAUUGUGCAUGUUGGGUACUUUUAUAUUACAUAACCCAGUUUACGCACAAAUUCUCUCAUUUUGUACAUCUUUAAUAACUUAAGGUUCAUGCAUAGACUUAUCAUAACAUCAUUCAUUGUAAAAUGUAUGUGAUGAAUAAAUGUGCAACUUUAAGAAAUGUAAAUGUUUUAUGUAACUUUAUCAGGGCAUUACAAAAAUAUAUUGAUGAAUAUUAUUGAUGUUAAUUGACUAUGGCUGACAGUUGACUGCAGCAAAUAUAAUUUUAACUUCCAUGUUAGUACAAAAUACAAAGGAUUCAGUGUUUAGCUCUCAUCUUCUACAUUUAAUUUCUGUAUUAUUCAAACAUGAAGUUAACAAGUUACAGGGAAGACCCAAAUUUGUAUGUUUUAAAUUACUGUAUUUUUUGGGUAGUUAUGCCAGAUGUGUGAGUCAUGUAAUCAAGUGUGUGCUGUGGAUGUGCAUUAGGGCACUUGUCCCACACUUGGACCAACCCCAGCCAAAUAACUUGCAUUUAUAGUUUCUCAGCAAAAGUUAUCAAUUUUUUUUUAUGAUUUGGAGUUAGUGAUUAUUCCUAUGAUCUCCCUCUCUCUAAGGUUUAUGGUUCAAGAAGUUGAGUCAUAGGCCUAUAAUGCAAACUUUUGAACAGAGCUAAUUGAGAAGUUGGGCUUUAUGACAGCAAUCACAUUAUGGUGAACUUUGCUAAGUGACCCAGUCAGUCCUCAGACAUUGUGCUUUAGAAACUACCACAUCCCCAGUCCACAGCUGCUACAAUUAAUCAGUACUGUAUGAGCUGAAAAAUGUUCCAGGUGCUAUCUUAAUAGCUGUCAAAGAAUUUUGUAUGGUGAACAAUCAAUUGAACAGCUACUCUGGUCACUUGUGGAUAAACAAAGGAUUUGUAAGAUUUUCCCCCACACAACUUCUGUACUUCUCUCUGUCACCAUGAAAGGUGUUGCUGUAAUUAAAACAAUUGACCCUCGAGAAGUUCUGGUUUAAGUAUAUUGGGACAGGGACAGAUGGAUAGCCACCUCCAUGAAGGAUUGGAGGAUGGCACACAGAGGUACAGUUCUGUAAUCCAUAUUCCCUCAGUAGACUCUGUGCUGUCUAUUGUUAUAUAUAGUGCAACAGAAAAUUAUAAAGCUGAGUGCUCUGUAUGCAAACUAACUCUUGGUCUUAUUUAAGUGAAGAAUAAUGACUGCUAGUAAGUCUGUUUCAGAAUAUUUGCCUCAAAGCAUGUGUGUGUACUUUGCAAAAUAUUUUUAUUACCCUGAAAUGUACAUUAUUGUAUAUUACACAAAGUUAAGGAAA